GCCUUCAUUCUGUCACUUUCAAUCGUCGGGAUCGGUCGCGUAUCAGAGUUCGUCUUCCGCAAGAUUUUUUUCUUCGUUCUUCCAUCAUAAAUUCCUACCGAGCAAAAAUGCACUGAAAUUGUGCAUUUCUGGUGGACUUUCUGCGCGUUCGAUCGGCGUUAGUGUCUCGAAAUAUUUUUAAAGAAGAAAGUGCCUUUACUAUCAAGCAGAUUGGAUCGAGAUUUCGUGUGCGAGUUCGAUUCGAUAACCGCACCACGAUGACAAUAUUAAUAAGCAGAAAACGACCGCUCGCGGUGACCCUGGCUGCGACCUUUCUGUUAUGCGCGAUCACCCUCACAGCCGCCCAAUCAUCGUCCCAAUUAACGUGUCCGGGCAAAACGACCUGCCGCGAGUGCAUCCAGACCAGCAACUGUCGGUGGUGCACUCAGGCCAACUUCACCAAGCCGCGAUGCCACGGUCACGACGUCGGGUACUGCCCGGAGGAGUACACUGUGGACCCGAGCAACGAAGCGAUCACGCUGAUCGCCAGGGAACUCAGCAAACCAACCAAAGUGGGUGGAGCCGGCGGUGGCUACGAAGCGGAGAUGUCCGGUAGUUCGCACUGGUCAUCGUCCUCAUCGUCUCACUCCAGCUCGUCGUCAUCCUCGUCCUCGUCCGGAAGCAUGAGCGCCAGUGGACAGAGCAUUGUGCAAAUCUACCCGCAGAGGGUGCAACUGAAGUUGCGAUUGAACGAAGUCUACCGAUUAGGCGUCAAGUACUCGCAAGCCGAGGACUACCCCGUCGAUCUGUACUACCUCAUGGAUCUGUCCAAGUCCAUGGAGGACGACAAGGAGAAGCUGUCCUUGCUCGGAGCCCAGCUGGCCGAGGAGAUGCAGAAGAUUACGUCCAACUUCCGACUCGGGUUCGGUUCAUUCGUCGACAAGGUCCUGAUGCCGUACGUUUCAACCGUGCCGAAGAAAUUGCAAAAUCCAUGCGACGGUUGCGAAGCCCCGUACGGUUACAAGAACCACAUGUCGCUGAGCGUCGACACCGGUCGGUUUUCCGAAGAGGUCGAGCGGGCAGCCGUGUCCGGUAACCUGGACGCCCCCGAAGGAGGCUUCGACGCGAUCAUGCAAGCCGUGGUCUGCCGUGAUCAGAUCGGUUGGCGCGAGAUGGCCCGUCGCCUGUUGGUGUUCUCGACCGAUGCCGGCUUCCACUACGCUGGCGAUGGCAAACUGGGCGGUGUGAUCACGCCGAACGAUGGCGAGUGCCACCUGGACAAACGCGGAAUGUACACGCACUCGACCAUACACGACUAUCCGAGCAUCUCGCAGAUCAACCUGAAGGUGAAGCAGAACGCGAUCAACGUGAUCUUCGCGGUGACGCAGAACGAGCUGUCCGUGUACGAUCGUUUGUCGAAGUUAGUGGAGGGUUCGUCGGCUGCUAUGUUGUCAAACGAUUCGUCCAACAUCGUGUCGCUGGUUCGGGAUGAGUACAAUAAAAUUUCUUCAUCCGUGGAGAUGAAGGACAACCGUACGGACAGCCUCAUUGACGUUAAGUACUACUCCCGUUGCAAGGGUGAUGGCCCGCUGGUACAAACGAGCAAGUGCGACGGCCUUAAGGUCGGAGAUAUCGUCAACUUUGAAGCCCACAUCACUCUGUUGAAGUGCCCGGAGAACCCACGGGACUGGAACCAGAUACUGCAGAUCUACCCAGUUGGUAUCAACGAGAGCUUGACAGUGGACAUCGAGAUGCUGUGUAGUUGUCCUUGCGAGCUGCCAGGAAAUCCUGACUACAAGGAGUAUGCCGAGGAGUGCAGCGGAGUAGGCACGUACAAGUGCGGAAUCUGUGACUGUGACGAGUUCCACCAUGGCCACAAGUGCGAGUGUUCGGCUACGGACAUCCACACGGAGUCGGGUUUCGCGGAGAACUGUCGACAGACAAAUACGUCCAUUGAGUGCAGCGGGCGUGGACAAUGCGUCUGUGGAGUGUGCGACUGUGACAAAAGGGUAAACCCUGAAGAGGUUAUCUCCGGCACGUUCUGCGAGUGUGACAACUUUUCUUGCGAUCGUCACAAUGGUUUACUGUGCUCUGGACCAAAACAAGGCGUCUGCUCCUGUGGAGAAUGUAUCUGUGCCGAAGGCUGGACAGGCGCAGCUUGCGAUUGUAAGGCAACAAACGAAACUUGUAUUCCGCCUUCCGGUGGAGAGAUCUGUUCCGGUCAUGGAACUUGCGAAUGUGGCGGCUGCAGAUGUAAGAUAACUGAAGAAGGUCGUUACUCAGGUCGCUUCUGCGAGAAGUGUCCAACCUGUUCGGGGCGGUGUAACGAGUUCAAGCACUGCGUUCAAUGCCAGCAGUACAAAACGGGUCCGCUGGCUGACCCGGCAGACUGUGCUUCCAACUGUACCCUGUUUGUGCCGAUUCCGGUUCAGAAGGUGGAGAUCGACGAAGAGAAAGACGAUAACAAAUGCACCUUCUUUGACGAAGAUGACUGCCGAUACGAAUUCUCGUAUAACGACAGUGGAGAACAGAUCGUCGUAAAGGCACAAGAAGAGCGGGAAUGUCCUCCGAAAGUUUUCAUGUUAGGGAUUGUGUUAGCUGUGAUCGCUGCCGUUGUCCUGAUUGGGCUGGCGGUUCUCCUAUUGUGGAAGCUGUUAACCACAAUUCACGAUCGACGGGAGUUUGCACGCUUCGAGAAGGAGCGAAUGAUGGCCAAGUGGGAUACGGGCGAGAAUCCAAUCUACAAACAAGCGACAACUACUUUCAAAAAUCCAACAUAUGCAGGCAAGUAAAUGGAAACCAAAACAAACAAGUGCCUGGAAGUUUUUAGCCGACAAAGUUGGUCAAGAUAUACAACGCCAUUUUUCCGAACAUUUUGGAAAGCAAGCGUAAUAUUGUCGGUCAAAUAACAUAUACUAGUCUGUAACCCCUCUUCCUAAAAUGCUACUUUCUCCAAUGAAACUCACUUUUAUUGGUGCCGACAGAGUCAGGCGAAUCAGUCAACAACUUGCAAGAAAUUUGGAUCUAAUUUAACUUUUCUUUUUAAUUGAAUCGCCAAUUGUUCGCCAUACUGACGAAGGCAAACUAACUUAUUGCAAUCAUUGCAAAAAGCCUUAAAACACGUGUGAAUUAGGAAACCGCCUUUUGCUGCUGAAGUAGAUUGUAGGCAUCCAACAUCAUAAAGACUAAUGACAAAUCUUAGGUACGUAAACAAUGAGACAACUGCUUUGAAUGCAAUCUACGGUAACGCAUAUAUACAAUCAAAAGUGUACUUAUUCGCGCGUAAUGCUUCCUCAAAAGGAGUGAAACAGAUCAUUUUAAUACAAGCCAAAAGUCUACGAAGCAAUAAACAAUUGAGCCUAUACGCCCAAUAAGCCAGAUAUAGAAAGAUAGUGUAGUUCUUCGCAUGGAUCGACAUGUGCUGCCAUCUUUAUUAUAACAAUCGAAACCAUCGGGAGUUUUGACGUCCCAGCGUUACACGACAGGUCUCUCCGUAUAAAAGAGAACGGGAUAUGUUUUAUAACGAGAAUUAUUUUUAAUAUAUACGUUUUUAUAGAUAAUUUUUAAACCGGAUUUGUAUUAACAAAAAACAAAAAAAAACAUCUGUCAAAGUUUCAAAGGUAAAGUAACGCACACCUAACGAGCGUUACGAACAUUUAUUUAUAGUUUUUUAACGUGUGUUUGUGAAUAUCCAUUUUUGAUUAACAUUAUUCAUCAAAAACUGAUCAUUUAUUUCGACAUUCUAGUUCAAAUAUUCAUGUAAAUAAUUUAUUUUCUUUUUUAAAAUUUAUUGAGAGAUUUCAUAUAUAUUGGUAAAAAGCCAAAAGCAACGUAUUAACAAGUCGAUCUACAAAACGAUAAUAUUUAGUGAAAUUGAAAUUUGUAUGGUAAACGACGCGAAUAGGUGUCGAAUAAAUGUAUUGAAAUAGAGCUAAUUCUUAACGGUA
Molecule: messenger RNA, 3926 nt
Organism: Armigeres subalbatus
Lineage: Eukaryota; Metazoa; Arthropoda; Insecta; Diptera; Culicidae
Product: integrin beta-PS-like
Exons: 8
Coding region: 258-2771 (837 amino acids)
Biological process (GO): cell adhesion mediated by integrin; integrin-mediated signaling pathway; cell-matrix adhesion
Cellular component (GO): focal adhesion; cell surface; integrin complex
Molecular function (GO): integrin binding
Source: RefSeq, a predicted model, not a curated record